CCCAGGCAGCCUCAGACCAAGAGCAUUUCCAGGGUAGGAGUUGGCGCUGAGGCAGGUGUUCAAGAAGACAAGGGGAAAGCAGCAGAGAACCCUCAAGUGCCCUGGGCUCAGCGCCCCCUGGGAGCUGGGCAUUGUGCUGAGAGGGCGGCCCAGAAGCUUCUGCUCCAUGCAGAGCUGAAGCAAGUUUUACAGAAGAAAGGAGAGAGGCAGGCUGCAUCCGGGGCUCUGGCCUCAACCUCUGGAGACACCAUGGAGGCCAGAAGUCGGAGCGCUGAGGAGCUCAGAAAGUCAGAGCUGGUUGAGAUCAUCGUGGAGACCGAGGCUGAAACAGGGGUCAGUGGCUUCAACGUGGCCGGUGGGGGCAAGGAAGGAAUCUUCAUCAAGGAACUGCUCAAAGACUCACCAGCGGCCAAGACCCUUAGUUUGCAGGAAGGGGACCAGCUGCUCAGUGCCCGGGUCUUUUUCGACAACUUCAAGUAUGAAGACGCCCUGCGUUUGCUGCAGUGUGCAGAACCCUAUAAGGUUUCCUUCUGCCUCAAGCGGACAGUGCCCACCGGGGACCUGGCACUGCGCCCGGGCACCGCGGCAGGCUACGAGGUCAAGGGCCCCCGGGCCAAGGUGGCCAAGCUGAACAUCCAGAGCCUGUCCCCAGUGAAGAGGAAGAAGGUCCUAGCUGUGUCUGGGGCCCCGGGAAUCCCCUCAGACCUGACCCCUGUUGAUGUUGAAUUCUCCUUCCCCAAGUUUUCAAGGCUGCGACGGGCAAAGGCUGAGGUGGCACCAGGUCCUGUGCUGCCCGCCCCUGCCCGCCGACGCUUACGUCUCCCCCGGCUUCGGGUGAGGGAAGUGGCUGGUCCCGUUCCAACCGCUGAGCCGGCAGCCCAGGUGUCCCACCUAGCCACCAUCCCCUUCCUGGGGAGCAGGAAGGCCAAGGUGGAGGGUGCCCUGGCUGGAGAGGAGCCAUCCCUUAGUGCCCGUUUGGUGACCCCCCAGCUAGAACUGGUUGGGCCUCAGAGGGCAGGUGCUGAGGUGGCCACUGAAGCUCCAGAGCCUUCAGGAACUGGCUUUAGUCUCCAUCUGCCCACAUUUGGCCUUACAGCUCCAGCAGUUCCUGUGCCUGAGGUGACCACAGCGGGGAUCCAGGUACCCCAGGUGGAGCUACCCACUCUCACCAAACUGCCUUGCCUAGAGGCCAGAGAAGGUGGGGCCUUGGCAGCACCUACCUUAGAUGUGUCUGUGCCAUCCAUGGAAGUGGACCUGGCUCUGCCCGGAGCCAAGGCUGAAGUCCGGGAGGAAGUCCGGGGAGAAGGGCCUGAGGUCGCUUUAAAGGUGCCCUGGCUCACCUUUCCCCGCUUUGGUGCUCGAGGGAAGGAAGGGAUAGGGCUUGAGGGUGAGGGGAAGGCUGGCAAAGUAAUAAAGGCCAGUCCUGAGGCCAGGGUCAAGGGGCCCAAGCUGCGGAUGCCCACUUUUGGGCUCUCCCUGCUGGAGUCUCGGCCGGCUGCGCCUGAACCCACCAUGGAGGGCAAGUUGAAACUGCCCACAAUCAAGAUGCCUUCCUUUGGCAUUGGGGUGUCUGGGGCUGAGGCAAAGCUGCCCAAGGGCCCAGAGGUGAAAUUGCCAAAAGUUCCUGAGGUAAAGUUGCCAAAGGGGCCAGAUGUGCAGCUUCCCAAAGUACCAGAGAUGAAACUGCCCAAAGGCCCAGAAGUUUCCAUUCCAGAGGUGCACCUUCCAGAUGUGCAGCUCCCGAAGGUGCCAGAGAUGAAGAUGCCAGAGAUGAAACUACCCAAGGUCCCAGACAUGUCUAUCCCAGAGGUGCACCUUCCAGAUGUGCAGCUCCCGAAGGUGCCUGAGAUGAAGAUACCAGAGAUGAAACUACCCAAGGUCCCAGACAUGUCUAUCCCAGAGGUGCACCUUCCAGAUGUGCAGCUCCCAAAAGUGCCAGAGAUGAAACUACCCAAGGUCCCAGACAUGUCUAUCCCAGAGGUGCACCUUCCAGAUGUGCAGCUCCCCAAAGUGCCAGAGAUGAAGAUGCCAGAGAUGAAACUACCCAAGGUCCCAGACAUGUCUAUCCCAGAGGUGCACCUUCCAGAUGUGCAGCUUCCCAAAGUACCAGAGAUGAAACUGCCCAAAGGCCCAGAAGUUUCCAUUCCAGAGGUGCACCUUCCAGAUGUGCAGCUCCCGAAAGUGCCAGAGAUGAAGAUGCCAGAGAUGAAACUACCCAAGGUCCCAGACAUGUCUAUCCCAGAGGUGCACCUUCCAGAUGUGCAGCUCCCGAAGGUGCCAGAGAUGAAGAUGCCAGAGAUGAAACUACCCAAGGUCCCAGACAUGUCUAUCCCAGAGGUGCACCUUCCAGAUGUGCAGCUCCCAAAAGUGCCAGAGAUGAAGAUGCCAGAGAUGAAACUACCCAAGGUCCCAGACAUGUCUAUCCCAGAGGUGCACCUUCCAGAUGUGCAGCUCCCAAAGGUGCCAGAGAUGCAAAUGCCCAAGAUGCCAGAAAUGCACCUCCCUAAGAUGCCUGAGAUGAAGUUGCCCAAAGCUCCAGAUGUGCAGCUUCCUCAAGAAGCCAUGGCCACACAUGGGGUGGAGCGAGCAGAGGGACUGGAUUUUGGCUUCAAAUUACCCAAGAUGUCCAUACCAAAGCUGGGACGGGUGGCAUCUCCUCCACGGGCCAAGGUUGGGCUGGUGAGCCCUGAAGUCUCAUUGCCCAGCCUUGAGCCAGUGGCCAAGGGGCCAGAGGCCCGGCUCAGCUUCCCGUCUGUUACACUGCCUUCAGUGGAGUUGGAGCUGCCUGGGGCUGGGCUCCAAGGGGCCCCUACAGGGGAGGCAGGACCCCCAAAAGGAGCUGCCCCCACAUCUAAGCUCCCAGCAGAGCCUUCUGGGAUCUCUCUCGGCACAGUGCAGGUGCAGGAGGCAGGGUUCAAGAUGCCCAGCCUGGUACUGCCUGCUGUUGAGAUAGUUGCCCCCAAACUUCCUGAAGGCGAGGUGGAGGGGAAGUUGGAAGUGUCUGAGCCCAAACUCAAAUCUCCAAAGUUUUCCCUGCCUAAGUUUGGGCUUUCAGGCCCCAAGGCGGGAAAGGGGGAAGGGGAAGGGGCUAAGCUGAAAACAUCCAAGUUUGGCAUCACCUUCCCUAAGGUGCGGACAGGUGUCGAGGCUGAAACCAAGGCACCUGGGGAGGCCCCUCUGCUGUCUGCUCUGGGUGUCUCUGUCCCCCAGCUUAGCCUGGAUGUCCAGUUGCCCACAGGCAAGGUGGAGGUUCCCGGACAGCUGCCUGACGUCAAGCUCAAGGGCCCCAAGUUUGCUUUGCCCAGGUUUGGGGCCAAGGGCAAGGAUGUGGAGGUCGGCGAGAUGGUGCUGGGGGAGGGGGAAGCAGAAGGCAAAGGCCGGGGGUGGGAGGCUAAAGUAAAGAUGCCCAAGCUUAAGAUACCCUCCUUUGGGUUGGCACGAGGAAGGGAGGUGGAAGAUGGGGACCAGGGUGGCCCUGAGGAAAAACUGCUUGUGGGGCAUGCUGCCUUGAGAAUACCCCAAGUGGAGCUGCCAACAUUGGUGACACAGGAAGGGGAGAGAGGGGAGGUGAAGAUGGUGAGGGAAGAGGUCAAGCUGCCAGUGCUUCAGAUCUCAGUGCCUGGGCUGGCAAGCGGGGCAGAGCAGGUGGGCAUGGAGGUCUCUGGGAAGGAUGGCAGGGGCUACAAGGGAGAGAUGGCGGUGCCCACGUUGGGCAUCACAGUGCCCCAGGUCGAACUCACUGGUUUUGGGGGGGUUGGAGAAGGGACAGGGACUGAAGUCAGAGCUUCCCAGAGGUAUCAGGAAGGAAGGGUUAUGGCAACAGAGGGUAGUGCUGUCUUCCGGGUACAGCUGCCCCAGGUGGACCUUUCUCUCCCUGGGGCCCAAGCAGAGGGAGGGGAGAUGCUUGUGGGAGAGGGGGUGUUCAAGAUGCCUGCUGUGGCUGUGCCCCAGCUGGAGCUAGACACGGGGCUCAGGAACAAAGCAGAAGGGACCAAGGAUGCCCUGGUGGGGGGCGAGGGGCAGGCAGUGGCCGAAGGCACGGGAGAGGGGGGAUUCCGGUUGAAGAUGCCCACCUUCAAAGGCACUGGGGAGGGUGCUGGGCAGUCUCUGGGCCCACCUGGAGCAGCCCUUGAACAUACCUUCCACCUCUCCCUUCCAGAUGUGGGCUUCACGGUGGAGCCCGGGGCUGCACAGGUGGGCACAUCCCCAGAAGGGGGCAAGCAACGCUCCUGGAUGCCUGAGGUGGAACUGUCCCCACCCCCCAUGGGCAGCCAUGCAGAAUACCAAGUGGCUGGGGAUGGGCUGGAAGGAGAGGCGGGGCGCAGGCCCAAAAUCAAACUGCCUCGAUUUGGGCUCUUGCUGGGGAAAGAAGAGGGGGAUGAUGGGGAUAAAGCCAAGGGAAAGAAAUUGACCAAGGGGGAAGGCAGAGGCGAUGCUGCCGUCUCUGGGGAGGGAGAGGCAAAAGUCUCCCCUGGGUCAGGAAAACCUACCCUCCUCUUGUCUUGGGGUGCUUCCGGAGAAGGGGGUGGGGAGGCUGGCGGCCGGCUCCGGAGUCCCAAGCUAAGACUGCCUAAAGUGGGCUUUGCCAAGGGUGAAGCUCCCAGCACCAACGGGGCCAGCUCCCCAGGGGAGGAGGUGGGAGCCGCCACAGCCCUGCACAACGGGGCAUCCACAGGCCGCCUCGGCCGAGUGUGCCUGCCCCAAGUGGAACUUGCUUCCCCCUACAAAAGUCCAGAACAGGACCCCGAGUUGAGCCGGGGCCCUGUGGGGGUGGAUCUUGGCCCCUUUGCUGCCCUGCGGGCCACUCGUUUCCGCUCCCCCUUCUCUAGCCGCUCUAAAGAGGAAGGAGAACCUGCUGGGACUGAGGGAUCCCAGAGGUCCCCCGGAGAGAAGUCCCCCAAAUUCCACUUCCCCAAGGUGUCACUGAGCCCCAAGGCACAGGGGGUGGCCAAGGGAGCCCCAAGUGAGGGGGAGGAGGAGGGAACAUUCAGGGUCCGGCUGCCUAAGGUGGGCUUCUCUGAGACAGAAACUGAUGGUGAGCCAAGCCCUCCAGACACCACCAAGAUGGAGGGGACCCAAACGGCAGCCAUCUAAGCCUGGCUGGGGAGACAGCCACAUCUUCCCUCUUCUCCCCCUAUGAUUCUGUGUAUUGGAUACUAGCACUAACCCUAUGGGCCUGAGAGGUGGGGGCAGCCCAGGGACCACUGGGCACCAGUUGCCACUCAGGUCACAUGCUUCUU
Molecule: messenger RNA, 5240 nt
Organism: Dromiciops gliroides (monito del monte)
Lineage: Eukaryota; Metazoa; Chordata; Mammalia; Microbiotheria; Microbiotheriidae
Gene: PRX
Product: periaxin
Exons: 6
Coding region: 250-5094 (1614 amino acids)
Biological process (GO): regulation of RNA splicing; peripheral nervous system myelin maintenance
Cellular component (GO): nucleus; cytoplasm
Molecular function (GO): protein binding
Source: RefSeq, a predicted model, not a curated record